Molecule: messenger RNA, 1392 nt
Organism: Cucumis sativus (cucumber)
Lineage: Eukaryota; Viridiplantae; Streptophyta; Magnoliopsida; Cucurbitales; Cucurbitaceae
Product: adenylate isopentenyltransferase 5, chloroplastic
Exons: 1
Coding region: 183-1202 (339 amino acids)
Biological process (GO): tRNA modification; cytokinin biosynthetic process
Cellular component (GO): mitochondrion
Molecular function (GO): tRNA dimethylallyltransferase activity
Source: RefSeq, a predicted model, not a curated record
CCAUAAGCUUUAUACAUAACACAUGAGCAUAGGUUGCACCUAAGUGUUAGUAUUAAUAGAUUGUAACUAAGUUUUUAAUUAUACCUUUUAUUCUUUAAAACUAAGUUUAUGAAUGAAUUAUAUAUUUUUUUGAUGUGUUCCAAUUUUGUUAUUUAGUGAAUAUUUAAGGCAAAAUCAACAACAUGAAGGACAACGGUGUUGAGUAUCUUAGCAACAAGAAGCACAAAAUCGUGUUCGUUAUGGGCUCUACAGCUACCGGAAAAUCAAAACUCUCCGUCGACUUAGCCACUUUCUUCCCAUCCGAGAUCAUCAAUUCCGACAAGAUUCAGUUCUAUAAAGGCCUCGACAUAAUCACCAACAAGAUCAACCAAUCCGAUCGUCGCGGCGUUCCUCACCAUCUCCUCGGCGUAAUCCACGAUCCAGACGCUGAUUUAACUGCCGGAGAGUUCUGCAGUCUCGUCGAAGACGCAAUCGCCGACGUUAUCAGUCGCGGAUGUCUUCCAAUCGUCGUCGGAGGAUCAAACAACUACAUCGAGGCACUAGUUGAGAAUCCGAUUACUGAUUUUCGGUCGCGGUUCGAUUGUUGUUUCCUGUGGACCGAUGUUGCUCUGCCUGUUCUGUACAAGUACAUCGCGAAACGAGUGGAUCAAAUGGUGGAGUUAGGGUUAGUGGAAGAAGUUCGUGAGAUGUUCGUUCCUGGUGCUGACUACAGCCGCGGAAUCCGCCGCGCAAUCGGCGCUCCAGAGCUAGAUAGUUACUUCAAAGCAGAGAAGAACAACGAAGAAGAAACUUACAAGAAUGAUCUACUGAAAUCGGGGAUUCAUGAAAUUAAGGAAAACACCUGUAGACUGGCGCUCCGUCAAUUCGGAAAGAUCCACCGGCUGAGAGAUGAGAUCGGUUGGGGACUCCACAGGAUCGACGCAACGGCGGUGUUUGAAAAGAGCGGAGAAGAGGCGGCGGAUGAGUGGAUGAAUGGGGUUCUGAAACCGAGUUUGGGGAUCGUUGGAGAAUUCUUGAACGAAAAACAGAAAAUAAAUCAGAUGGAAACGAUGACGAAGAACCGAUCAAUGGGGGUUAUGGAUGAGUAUGAAGAAUUGAAAGCGAAAUGGAAUUUUGGAUCAAAUAACGCGAUUGGAUUUGGUUUAGUGAUUGUAUUUACGUCUUUAGGUUUGAUGACGAAUUGGAUUUGGAGUUGGAAAUGAAAUUUGGGGAAGGGAAACGCGGAAUGGAGCUUCAAACUUAGUGAAGAAAAAUACACAAGUUAACGUUCAACAAUAAAUUAAUAUCUACAAAAAUAUAUGAAAUCCAACGGUUUGAAAUAAAUCUGCUUGGUUAAAUUACUUAAUUAAUAAGAGUUUUAUGUAUCAAUAUAUAUAAUGUAAUGAAAUAUGA